This is a messenger RNA of Toxorhynchites rutilus septentrionalis, 2708 nucleotides long. RefSeq names its product AFG3-like protein 2 (gene Afg3l2). The transcript has 6 exons. The record is from RefSeq and is a predicted model, not a curated record. The coding region runs from base 184 to 2616 and encodes 810 amino acids. Gene Ontology annotation, biological process: protein-containing complex assembly; mitochondrial protein processing. NCBI's taxonomy places the organism in Eukaryota, Metazoa, Arthropoda, Insecta, Diptera, Culicidae. Gene Ontology annotation, cellular component: m-AAA complex; membrane. Gene Ontology annotation, molecular function: ATP-dependent peptidase activity; ATP binding; ATP hydrolysis activity.
UGACAUUAAUCACGACAGGUAAAUUUUCGUCAUGGUAGGAUAUUGCUUCAUUCAUUCAUAGGCAAAACGAAUCGACUGAAAGAUUGUGUAAUAAACUUUAAUGUGGCGUAUAUACAUUUAGUGAUUGAUUCCGCCUAAAUGAACCGUCAUACUUAAGUGGUAGGGCUUAGAAUUGACACUGAAAUGGCUUAUCGUUUAUUAACAACCGCUCGUAAGCUCGAAUCGACUCUGGCUGGAUUAAGCCGACAACAUCGUACAGUCAACACAAGCGACUGCGACCAGAUAAUUCGUAGUUUAAACUAUUUGCAAUCCAGCAAAAGCAAACUUUGGAGCGAGUUCCUUUAUCGAAUUCAACUUUUCUGUGAAAAGCCACCAAAAGGUUUCGAAAAGUAUUACAAACCCGGUGGAACUAAGAAACCGCCACCAGCUAGCGAAGCGAAAGAUGCCAAACCAGCCGAAAACGCUAAACCAACUGCGGCUGCCGGCUCGGGAAGCUCGAAAAGCCCCCAGCCACCGAAAAAUGAUUGGAAUCUAGGAAUGUUCGGUCCACAACCGGCCAGAGGCAGUGGUGGAAGUAGUGGUGGCGGCGGUGCCGGUAGACCUAUUGGCGGCGAAGGUGGUGAUAAAGAAAAAAUGUUGGUGUUCGGUGCGAUUGCCGGUGUCGCACUGAUCUCGGCCAUCGCAUACUUCGAAAUGGGAUACAAAGAAAUCGCUUGGAAGGAAUUCGUUAAUAACUAUCUAGCUCGUGGCAUUGUUGACAAACUGGAAGUUGUGAAUAAAAAAUGGGUUCGAGUACGAUUAUCUCCCGGGAAUACCUCCGAUCUAGGGAGCACCUUAUGGUUCAACAUUGGCAGUGUCGAUUCCUUCGAACGAAAUCUAGAAAACGCUCAGUCCGAUAUGAAUAUUGAGCCGGUAAAUUUCGUCCCUGUAAUCUAUCGGAGCGAAAUCGAAGCAUCCAGUUUGUCGGGAAUGCUACCGACUCUGUUGAUAAUCGGUUUUCUGAUUUAUAUGAUGCGACGAUCGUCAGAGAUGAUGGGUGGCCGAGGAGGUAAAAAAGGCGGUGGUCUAUUCGGUGGCGUAAUGCAAUCGACGGCUAAGUUAAUUAAUGCGAACGAGAUCACAGUUGGUUUCAAAGAUGUGGCAGGAUGUGAGGAAGCGAAGAUUGAAAUCAUGGAAUUCGUCAACUUCCUGAAGAAUCCCCAGCAGUAUAUCGAUCUUGGAGCCAAAAUUCCCAAAGGAGCGAUGUUGACUGGUCCCCCCGGAACAGGUAAAACAUUACUUGCCAAGGCGACGGCCGGAGAGGCGAAUGUACCCUUCAUAACAGUGUCCGGUUCUGAGUUUCUGGAGAUGUUCGUUGGAGUGGGUCCAUCCCGUGUGCGUGAUAUGUUUUCAAUGGCCCGCAAGCAUGCACCAUGUAUAUUGUUCAUCGAUGAAAUCGACGCAGUGGGGCGGAAGCGAGGGGGGAAAAGUUUUGGAGGACAUUCCGAGCAAGAGAACACACUCAAUCAGUUGCUUGUAGAAAUGGAUGGAUUUAAUACAACCACAAAUGUGGUGGUUUUAGCAGCCACCAACCGAGUUGAUAUUCUGGACAAAGCAUUGUUACGUCCGGGUCGAUUCGACAGGCAGAUCUUUGUACCUGCACCGGACAUCAAAGGUCGUGCUAGUAUUUUCAAAGUGCAUUUGGGACCACUGAAAACCAGUUUAGAUAAGAUGGACUUGGCGAGGAAAAUGGCUGCGCUUACACCAGGAUUCACGGGUGCGGACAUUGCAAAUGUGUGCAACGAAGCUGCUCUUAUAGCUGCGCGAGAUUUGAACGAGUCGAUCGUAAUGAAACAUUUUGAGCAAGCAAUUGAACGUGUUAUUGCUGGUAUGGAAAAGAAGACGAAUGUGCUCGCGCCUGAUGAGAAAAGAACGGUUGCUUAUCACGAAGCUGGACAUGCCGUUUCCGGUUGGUUCUUGGAACAUUCGGAUCCGCUACUGAAGGUUUCCAUUAUCCCACGAGGCAAAGGUCUAGGCUAUGCCCAAUACUUACCGAAAGAUCAGUAUCUGCUCACAACGGAACAACUUUUCGAUAGAAUGUGUAUGACACUUGGUGGACGUGUUUCGGAAGAAAUUUUCUUUGGCAGAAUCACGACAGGAGCACAAGAUGACUUGAAGAAGAUCACCGAUAGCGCUUAUGCACAGAUUACCCGAUUCGGCAUGAACAAAAAAGUAGGCAACGUUAGCUUCGAUAGUUCGCAACCCGGAGAUCCGAUGUUCUCGAAGCCAUACUCAGAACAAACAGCUCAGUUGAUCGAUCAAGAAGUUAGGCUUUUGAUUGAUGAUGCGUACAAACGUACCAAGGAACUUCUGCUUAAGCACAAAACUGACGUAGAGAAGGUGGCUGAGAGAUUAUUGAAAAAUGAAAUUCUAAGCAGAGAUGACAUGAUUGAAUUGCUUGGGAAGAGACCCUUCCCGGAGAAGUCCACCUACGAAGAGUUUGUUGAAGGUACAGGUUCCUUCGAAGAGGACACAUCAUUACCAGAGGGCUUAUCGAGCUGGAAUAAGGAGAAAGUUGCGCAAGAGGAAGCAGCACCUAGUGCGAGCAGUAAAACGCCGGGAUCAACUAGUGCUUAAUUAUACAGAUGCUUGUUAGAAGUCUGAUCGGAGCGACAAGUCGAUCAGGGAACAAGUAGAAAGAUGUCGAUAAAUAUAAUUGUUGAAAAUUU